Messenger RNA from Pungitius pungitius (ninespine stickleback), 1869 nucleotides. It is a transcript of the gene asb5a, whose product is annotated as ankyrin repeat and SOCS box containing 5a. The transcript has 7 exons. Gene Ontology annotation, biological process: protein ubiquitination; intracellular signal transduction; positive regulation of protein catabolic process. The record is from RefSeq and is a predicted model, not a curated record. NCBI's taxonomy places the organism in Eukaryota, Metazoa, Chordata, Actinopteri, Perciformes, Gasterosteidae. Bases 234 to 1232 code for a protein of 332 amino acids. Gene Ontology annotation, molecular function: protein binding.
UCUAUGUCAUUUGCAUUUGAUUUGCAACCAAAACUGGUACCACUCACACACACACACGGUACAUUAACAUUGGAGUGUUAGCUCUCGGCCACAGUAGCAGCUGCAGGGCAUUUUAAUCUUCCAGCCUUCACCAGCCAACCAGUCGCUCCACUGGGAAAAAAGGCAGACUCCUCUGGUGCUUCUCGGAGGGGUAUCGGAUCAGAACUAAAGCGCCCUGUGACGUGUCGGAGGAAAUGUCAGAGCCAACAGGGGAGCUCUCCAGUAAGGCCUUCAUGGCCCGCUUGUCUAAUGUUUACCUCAGCAUCGUGGCCCUGUUCUGCUUUAAACUCUUUGUUAAGAUCUCGCUCAACUUGCUGACGUACUUCUACAUCGUCCGUGGGAACCGCAAAGAGGCUGCCAGGAUAUCAGCAGAGUUCUAUGACUAUGGCCAGAAACACGGACCCUGGUCGUACCGCUCCCCCCUCCAUGAUGCGGCGAGUCAGGGCCGCCUCCUGACUCUGAAGACCCUCGUUUCACAGGGUCACAGCGUGAAUGCUCUGACUGUAGACCAUGUGACACCCCUCCACGAGGCCUGUGUGGGAGACCAUGUGGCUUGUGCCAGAGCUCUCGUUGAUGCCGGAGCAAAUGUCAAUGCUUUGACAAUUGAUGGAGUCACCCCUCUGUUCAACGCCUGUGCAGCGGGCAGCGUGGCGUGCACCGAGAUUCUCUUGGAAAAUGGAGCGAAACCCCAGAGCUUUGACUGCCAUCCAUCACCAAUCCAUGAAGCCACCAGCAAAGGUCAUUACAGCUGUGUGGAGGCUCUCAUCACUUGGGGUGCAGAUGUGGACGUGGACAUUCCUCACCUGGGCACGGCGCUCUACACGGCCUGCGUCUGCCAGGAGCUGGAGUGUGCCAGGAGGCUCCUGAGGGAAGGUGCAAGUGUACAGAAAGGCAAAUCUCUGGACUCACCCUUACAUGCAGCUGCAGAGAAAGACUUCACAGCCGUAGUGAAGCUGCUGCUGGACUUUGGUGCCGACAUCAACGGCAGGAACGCACAGUUUCAGAGGCCAGUGGACGUGGCUCCGCCCAGCAGUCUAACCGAGGGGUUCCUCCUGGCAUACGAAGUUACACCAAGACGCCUGAAGCAGCUGUGUCGUCAGGGCAUCAGGGGCUGCGUGGGCCGGGACAGACUCCGCCUUCUUUCCCACCUGCCGCUGCCCGACAGGCUGAGGAACUACCUGCAGUACCAAUGACAACUAACCCGCCUGAAAGAGACCUGAAGAAGUCAGCCUUCGUCUCAAAGAGCUUAUCAAGUAUUUAAUGUCCUUCGAUUGAGGCGCCCAAUGAAGUGGCCCAGCAGCCAGUUACUAAGCGGCCUGCGUGUACCUUUACUACCGACGACCCGGAUGGACGUAAAGCAGAAGGAUUGUAAAACCAGUUCAGGACUUUGCUUUUGCUGGAGAAACUGUUGCAUAAAUAAAACAUAAAUAAAAUAUUUCAUGCAAUUCAGUUUGCCGUGUUUAGAAGAAACCUUGCAAACUUUCUGAUAAUGUCACAUAAAUGCAGUACACUAUACAGCAUGUGAAUGCUUAGUUUUGCAUUUGAUAUCGUGCACAAAUAUUUUAGUUAAGUUUUGAAACCUGGUAUAUUGUGAAAUAUGUUGUAAUGCAGAAUGUAUUGCUUAUUUUGAGUUUAGGUGGGUGGAUUAUUAAUAGAAUCUUUUUUAAAACAAAAUGAUAUGUUUAAACUUGGAUCACAGGGGUGGAGGCAGCUGAAGUUAUUUGUCCCAAAUAUUAGGAAGCAUCACAGCAUGAGAGAGUGGAGAAGGAGGCGUUGUUUCUAGCUGAUACAAUAAAAUAAAUCACAUCUCAUAAUAUUGAUUAUAUUCUG